Pyrgilauda ruficollis (rufous-necked snowfinch) is the source of this 1029-nucleotide messenger RNA. RefSeq names its product salivary glue protein Sgs-3-like. The coding region runs from base 1 to 1029 and encodes 342 amino acids. The record is from RefSeq and is a predicted model, not a curated record. The transcript has 4 exons. NCBI's taxonomy places the organism in Eukaryota, Metazoa, Chordata, Aves, Passeriformes, Passeridae.
AUGUCCCAAAAUGUCCCCAAAGAAUGUCCCCAGGAAUGUCCCCAGGAAUGUCCCCGGGAAUGUCCCCAGGAAUGUCCCCGCUGUCCCUCAGAAGUCCCAGAUGUCGCCCAGCCCCCCCCGGGGGGUCCCCGGGCCCGUCCGGCCGUGGCCGAAGGCGCUGAGGCGGCGCCGCUCCGAGCGUCCGGCGCGGCCCUGCAGCUCCACCUGCACCCGCCGGCCACCGCGGCCACCCGCGGGGACACCGGGGCCACCAACAGGGCCACCAAAACCCUGGGCCUGGUGGUCACUGUGGCCACCAAACCCCUGGGCUUGGUGGUCACCAGAACUCUGAGCACGGUGGCCACCAGAACUUUGGGUCUGGUGGUCAGCGGGGCCACCAAAACUCUGGGCCUGGUGGCCACCAAAACUCUGAGUGUGGUGGUCACUGUGGUCACCAAAACCCUGACCCUGGUGGUCACUGUGGCCACCAGCUCCCCCCUGGGUGAAGUGACCACCGGCCGCUUGACCACCGGCCCUGCAGGCACAGCCGCCAUGGCCAGCGCAGCCUUGGCCACCAACCCCAUCCUGGUGGCCACCAACCCCAUCCUGGUGGCCACUACGCCUUUGGCCACCAUCCAAGUGACCGCUGACCACUUGGUCACCACCCCUACAGCCACAACCCCCAUCCUGGUGGCCACUGACUCCUUGACCACCACCUCCUUGGCCACCACCCCCAUCCUGGUGACCACCAACCCCUGGACCACCAUCCAAGUGACCACUGACACCUUGGUCACCACUCCUACAGCCACAACCCCCUUGGCCACCAUCCCAGUGACCACUGACCCCUUGACCAGCAUCCCAGUGACCACUGACCCCUUGACCAGCAUCCCAGUGACCACUGACCCCUUGACCAGCAUCCCAGUGACCACUGACCCCUUGACCACCACCCCAGUGGCCACCAAGCCCUUGACCACCACCUCCUUGGCCAUCACCUCCAUCCUGGUGACCACUGACCCCUUGACCACCAUCCCAGGACCACUGACCCCUUGA